AUCGAGUUACAAUACGCCCCAUCUUUAAGCCCAGUCUAUGCGCCGUUAGCCGGAGUACAACAGGACACGUCCUGUGUAAGCCGCCAGCCAAGGGUCAACGCCUGUGCCUUGACUACGUGAAGAGUAACACUCAUUGUCUGAUAGGCAGCUAUCACAUCUACCAGGAAUAAAAGACAUGAUUGAGACAAUGGAUACCCAGCGUGCCUUGCAGGCAGUGGAGCGUCUCCAGGCCAAGCUGAAGGACCGGGGGGAGGUCCCCACUGAGGAGAAGCUCAGCCUGCUCAAGUCAGUUCUCCAGAGCCCCCUGUUCCACCAGAUUCUGGCCCUGCAGAAGUCUGUCCAGCUCCUCAAAGACCAGGGUGGUGUCACAUCAACACUUAGCGGUGACCUGAGUGAAUGCUACACAUCAGCCCAGGCCAAUGGUGGCCAUCUUGCCUACCCAGAAGCCUCCACUAGUACACAGGUCAAUGGGAAGCAAUCGCCUGAGGAGUUUGAGCACAUCAUUCGCUCCAUGGCUCAGGGGCGCUACGUGACGCACAUGGAGCUGGUGAAGCCGCUGUCUCGGGGUCUGGGCUUCAGCGUGGUUGGCCUGAGGAGCGAGAACUGUGGAGAGCUGGGCAUCUUCGUCCAGGAGAUCCAGCCCGGGAGCGUGGCCCACUGCGAUGGGAAGCUGAAGGAGUCAGACCAGAUCUUGGCCAUCAACGGUCAACCCCUGGACCAGACAGUGACCCACCAGCAGGCCAUAGGCAUCCUGCAGCGAGCGUCUGAGUGCGUGCAGCUCACCAUAGCCAGAGGACCCAUCCCUCAGCUGGCCAGCCCCGUGGUGUCCCGUACCCCCUCCGCUGCCAGCACCCUGUCUGCCCACUCCAGUGCGGCCCACUGGAAUCAUGUGGAGACCAUGGAGCUGGUCAACGAUGGGACAGGCCUGGGCUUUGGCAUUGUAGGAGGAAAGACCACCGGUGUCAUUGUCAAAACCAUCCUGCCUGGAGGCAUCGCUGAUCAGGAUGGGCAUCUGCGCAGUGGGGACCACAUCCUCAAGAUUGGGGACACUGACCUAUAUGGCAUGGGAAGUGAGCAGGUGGCUCAGGUCCUGAGGCAGUGUGGUAACAGAGUGAAGUUGGUCAUCACCAGAGGCCCUCCAGAGGAGACCGCCAUCGUCCCAAUGGUGUUGCCCACGGUCACAGAGCAACAGGGAUACGAGGAAGAGGAGGACGAAGCGUUCGACGUUGGGCUGACCAAGAACGCCCAGGGUCUGGGAAUCACCAUCGCCGGCUAUGUGGGGGACAAAAAUUCUGAGCCCUCUGGUAUUUUCGUGAAAAGUAUAACUAAAGACAGUGCGGUAGAGCAAGACGGCCGGAUCCAUGUUGGGGACCAGAUCAUAGCCGUGGACGGUAAUAACAUCCAGGGCUACACCAACCAGCAGGCCGUGGAGGUGCUGAGACACACGAGCCAGACCGUUCACCUGAAGCUGAUCAGGCGAGGCUUCCGUCCAGAGGAUAUCCCACCCGCUGUGGUGCCCAGUGUGAUCGUAGUCUCACCAACCCCAGGGGGCAGAGACACGACACUGGAGAGGACAGAUGUUGUGGACGCCACCACUCAAGAUAAGAAACAGUACCAGGCAUUGAGUGGGGAAUCUGAUGUCACCAAUGUGAAGGAUCAGUUAACUGAGAACACCAGAGACGAAGCAAAGCUAACAGAGGAUGAAGAGUUGGAGCUGAAGAAGAAGUGGCAGGAGACUCUUGGCCCCAGCAACGAAGUAGUGGUUGCCCGGGUGGAGAAGUUCAGUGAGAGCAGUGGUCUGGGAAUCAGUCUGGAUGCCAACAGUGGGCACCACUACAUCCGCUCCGUCCUGCCAGAGGGGCCAGUGGGACGCUGUGGGAAACUCUUCAGUGGGGACGAACUCCUCGAAGUAAGGGACACCGCCAAUAGCGAGAACAUGGUCAAUGGAAUAUCCCUGAUUGGUGAGACCCACAAGGAAGUGGUGAGCAUUCUGAAGGAGCUGCCUGUCUGUGUCUACAUGGCCUGCUGUAGGCCCGCCCCUCUCCUGAAGAGUGACAGGGAUUCUGGCCAACCAGGGUUGGAUGAAUUUGCUACUGAACCUAAAAUGAAGAUACAGGGAGACCUUGGCAGUUUCCUGGUUUUCGAAGGUUCUGAGGGGGUGGCGACGGGGGAAAAUGUAACAGAUGAGACACUCGGAGCUCCUUUGGCCAUGUGGGAGACGGAGAUACAGGACAUUGAGCUGGAGAAGGGUGAGAGCGGACUGGGAUUCAGCAUCUUGGACUACCAGGACCCAAUGGAUCCUGCCAAGACUGUGAUUGUGAUUCGCUCUCUGGUGUCUGAAGGAGUGGCAGAACAGGAUGGCAGGCUAUUGCCAGGUGACCGGCUCAUGUUCGUCAACAGCACCAACCUGGACAACGCCAGUCUGGAGGACGCCGUCCAGGCAUUGAAGGGGGCUAACAUCGGCAAGGUCCACAUUGGGGUGGCCAAGCCACUACCUCCGUACAAUGAAGAGGGCAGUCUGUCGUCAUUCUCGGGAAUCUGUUCUUUUAUAUUCAACACUCUGCUGCUUAAAGAGAGAGAGGAGGAGCCAGCAGAGGGCCGCCAUUUCUGGGCAGAGCCUGCAUUGAUUGACUCCAAUGAGGUAGACCUGACCGACGAGAGGGUGUUGGCGCAUCGCUUCUCUGGCGAGGAGGAUGACACCUUCCAGGCGUCCAUGAUUGCUCUCCACGGCAGCACCUGCAGCGCUGACCUGUCCUACCAGAUGAUCUUGCAGUCCUCCACACCCAAGCGGAGUGCUCGUCUGGACUUGUUGACCGAACAUCCCUUCGUGACGUUGUCCUGCCUCGCAGACGACACUGAACCCUUUUCCCCGGAGGAGAAGCCCAUCGCUUUCCCCCUGCCCAGGAGUAUUGGAAGUCACACCCUAAUGAUUGACAACAACACACUAGCUAGCUCCGAUCAGUACCUGGCGCAUCAAUUAACCCAAUUGGAGCCGUCGGAUCUGUCAAACUCGUACAUUCCGUACACUGACCCCGAGCCCGGUUUGAAUGAUUUGGGGGAGCCAAUGCAGUCUCUCCGUUUUCCGGUGGAGCCCACCAUGGCCGUUGCGGACAUAGGGGAGAUGGAAGGCUUAAUGAAGGGGGAUGAGCCAACUGUAAAGCAGUCCAAAGAGGAAGGGGACAAGAUUAGAACCACUGGGAGUAAUUUUGAAAGGACAAUCACUGUUGUCAAGGGCAACUCCAGUCUCGGGAUGACGGUGAGCGCCGUCAAGGAUGGCUUGGGGAUGCACAUCCGCAGCAUCAUCCACGGAGGCUCCAUCAGCCGAGACGGCCGUCUGGGGGUGGGGGACCUCAUCCUGGCCAUCAACGGCGAGCCCACGGCCAACCUGACCAAUACACAGGCCCGUGCCAUGCUCCGGAGACACUCCCUCAUUGGGCCAGACAUGGGAUCUGCUUGUGCACCAGAGGACGAUCUGUGCCCCUUUUAUGUCAUCACCUAUGUUCCCGUGGAGUAUCUGGAGGAGUACAAGGCCAGCCUGGAGCAGCCUAAAGAUGACAUCUUCUCUGAUGUUCUUCAGGCCCCAAAAAGAGAAAUCCCAGAACUCCCAGAGCGGGAGGAUGGAGAGGGAGAGGAGAGCGAGCUACAGAGUGCCACCUUCAGUAACUGGAACCAGCCCAGGAAGGUGGAGCUCAAAAAAGAAGCUGGCAAGUCCCUUGGCAUCAGCAUCGUGGGGGGCAGAGGAAUGGGCAGUCGCCUCAGCAACGGCGAGGUGAUGCGGGGCAUCUUCAUCAAACACAUCCUGGAGGACAGCCCCGCCGCCCGCAACGGAACCCUGAAGACUGGAGACAGGGUUGUUGAGGUGGAUGGCGUGGACCUGAGAGAUGCCAGUCACGAGCAGGCUGUGGAGGCCAUCCGCAGGGCAGGAAAUCCUGUAGUGUUCCUCGUCCAGAGUAUUGUCCACAGGCCCAGGAAGGCGCCCCUACCCUUUCUUCUGCGGCUAAACACCCACCCCGGAUCCAACCCACGACCCACUAAUCAAACCUCUGCCAGCUUAUUAUCUCCUGCCUCUCCGCUUCAGUCCUCAACCACGGACACCAACGAGGAGAGAGCGGCGGCCAUGGCACGGCGCAAUAGUGACAAGGAGGUUGAGAGUCACAGUAGACUAUUCCUACGCAUCUCCCCAACUAACCCUUUCACUCCUACUCCGUUUAAGCCACUAAAGAGGGAAGCGGGAAAGACAUCGUCCACCACUCCUCACCUCUCCCUUCCCGUGGUUCCCCACGUCGGAGAGACAGACACCGAUACCCUGACAGAGAUUCCCGACAGACAGGCCCAGGCGGAAGACGAGGAUGAGUUUGGCUACAGCUGGAAGAGCAUCAUUCAGCGCUACGGCAGCCUCCCGGGGCUGCUGCACAUGAUUGAGCUGGAGAAGGGGAAGACCGGCCUGGGCCUUAGUCUGGCUGGCAACCGCGACCGCUCUCGCCUGAGCGUGUUUGUGGUCGGGAUCGACCCCUGUGGCGCCGCCAGCAAAGAUGGUCGCAUUGUGGUUGGGGAUGAACUGUUGGAGAUCAACGGGCAGAUUCUGUAUGGGCGGAGUCACCAGAAUGCCUCCUCCAUCAUCAAAAGCGCUCCGUCGAAGGUCAAGAUCAUUUUCAUCAGGAACACAGAUGCUCUGAACCAGAUGGCUGUAGGACCAGUGAGGGAACGUGGAGACACCCUGGAGCCCCAGACAGAGCUAGAAACAUGUACUUCCAUUGCACCCUCGGCGAUCGAUGUCGACAUGUUCAAGUAUGUGCGGCACGUCAUUCUACCGAAGGAGGAGGGUGGAUUCGGCAUCACUUUCAGUGAGGAAGACCCCAAGAACGGGGUGGUGAUUCAGAGUAUAACUGAAAAAGGACCAGCAGGAAAGGACGGCAGCAUCAAAUCUGGAGAUAAACUCCUGGCUGUGGAGGAUGAACCAGUGGUGGGCUACACUGUGGAGAGGGUCCACUCUCUACUGGGGAACGCCAAAGGCUCAGUGAAGUUGACAAUCUGCACGAAUGAGUCAUUGCCCCUCCCUCCCUACUAUACUGAUCAGGCCACCAGCAUCCCUAGCAUCUACAUGGCUAACCUGGGCCAGCCUGAGUCAGAGCCAAUCAGGAGCUCAAGUCGCUCGUCCACCCCUGGCACUCUGGCCUCCUCUGACCCUGUGACCUGUCCCAUCAUCCCUGGCUGUGAGACCACCAUAGACAUCUCCAAAGGCCACACGGGCCUGGGCCUCAGCAUCGUGGGGGGCUGUGACACUCUAUUGGGGACCAUCAUCAUUCACGAGGUCUAUGAGGAGGGAGCUGCCUCCAAGGAUGGGAGACUUUGGGCUGGGGACCAGAUCCUGGAGGUGAAUGGCAUUGACCUGCGCGUGGCCACUCACGACGAAGCUAUCAACGUGCUACGGCAGACCCCUCAGCGGGUGCGUCUGAGCGUGUUCAGGGAUGAGGCCCAGUACAAGGAGGAGGACCUCUGGGAUGCCUUUACCGUGGAGCUGAACAAGAAGCCCGGCCAGGGCCUGGGCCUCAGCAUUGUGGGGAGGAGGAACGACACAGGGGUGUUUGUGUCGGACAUAGUGAAAGGGGGCGUGGUGGAGAUUGACGGGAGGCUGAUGCAGGGAGACCAGAUCCUGUCCGUCAACAAGGAGGAUGUCAGAAACGCCACCCAGGAGUCAGUGGCUGCACUGCUGAAGUGUGGUGUGGGACCCAUAGUGAUGGAGGUGGGCAGAUUUAAAGCCGGACCCUUCCACUCUGAGAGAAGGUUCUCACAGAGCAGUCAGAUGAGUGAAACGGGCAGCUGCAAGGUGACCCCUCACUCGCUUUCAGGCUCCUCUGGUAGCCUCCAGAUGGACUGUGACAGCGUACAACAUACAACACUGGACCACCAGGAGAUCAGAAGUGUUGAAUUCACAAAGGGUGUCACUGAUUCAUUGGGCAUCAGUAUUGCGGGUGGAGUGGGCAGUCCCCUGGGCGAUGUGCCUAUCUUCAUCGCCAUGAUGAACCCUACCGGCCUCGCUGCCCAGACACACAAACUCAAGAUCGGUGACAUGAUCGUCAGUAUCUGUGGGACCUCUACUGAGGGUAUGAGCCACAGCCAGGCCGUCACCCUGCUGAAGAAUGCCACCGGCACCAUCGAGCUGCAGGUGGUAGCAGGGGGUGAUACCACAGUGACCGGCCCGUCUCAGGAGCAAACUGCUGCCGGACUCUCAGUCUCCAGCCUUACUCCUACUAGCAUCUUCCACGACGACCUGGGACCUCCUCAAUAUAAGACCAUUACCCUGGCCAGGGGCCCAGAUGGCCUGGGCUUCAGCAUUGUUGGUGGCUUUGGAAGCCCACAUGGAGACCUGCCCAUUUAUGUGAAAACCGUGUUUGGAAAGGGGGCAGCGUCAGAGGACGGGCGUCUGAAGCGGGGGGAUCAGAUUAUGGCUGUUAACGGACAGAGUCUGGAGGGGGUCACCCACGAGGAGGCCGUGGGCAUCCUGAAGAGGACCAAGGGUACAAUUGCCCUCACUGUGCUCUCCUAGACACACACACACCUCACCCUACAUGCAUAGACAAAGACUCAUACCUUGGUGUAGACACACACACAUCCUAAUAUACUGUACAUGUAUUGAAAUGUGAACACACCCAUUCCUAAACUCUAACACGCUGACCAAACCGGAUGCGCGCUUGCGCCGUUGCGCGCACGUUGAUUUUGUUCACCCACACCAGAAGCGAUCAGGACACACAUGUUAAAAUAUCAAAACAAACUCUGAACCAAUUAUAUUAAUUUGUGGACAGGUCGAAAAGCAUUAAACAUUUAUGGCAAUUUAGCUAGCUAGCUUGCUGUUGCUAGAUAAUUUGUCCUGGGAUAUAAACAUCGGGUUGUUAUUUUACCUGAAAUGCACAAGGGCCUCUACUCCGACAGAUAAAACGGUAAACCAAAUUAGUUUCUCGUCAUCUCUCCUCCUUUCUUCAGGCUUCUUUUUGUUCUUUGGACUAUAUGGCGGUUGGCAACCAACUUUACGGUGCAUUACUACAACCGACUGGAGUGUGGACGUCAGUUUUAUCUUUCAAUCACCCACGUGGGUAUAUGCUCCUAAACGCCAAUGAGGAUAAAGAGGCGUGUAGCGCAUUGAGCUUGACAAAUAGAACCAACUUCUAUUUUAGCGCCUGGCUACGCAGACGCUAGCUGUUGCGCGCAAGCAGGGUGGGUGCAUUGAUUGAAUAACAGGUAUGUGUACAUUUAUUUUGCAACGCUCACACACGCGACGUGAGCAGUGUGGUCAGCAUGUAAGCUUGUUUUGAUCUUGUAUUGAGAAACACUGUGAUCCAUAUUAUUUGUUUUUACAAGAAGCUACUGCAGGUAGACUGAAAUAUUCACUGGACAAUGUGGCUCAGAUCUUUUAUACUCUAGUUUUCUAUGCUCAGACAUGGACUGUGUUAUUAUGAUAUUUAGGGUUAAGAGCCCUUUUAAACAAUAUCUGAAAAAUAUUGGUAGAAUAAGACCAUUAUUUAAAGCUGAUGCUACUGUAAACUGCUGUCCAUCCUCUUCUAUAGUGAAGUCACUGUCAUAUUUAAGUCUAGACUCUAGACUGAAUAACAUUUGAAUAACGUUUUGUUUGUGACGCAAACCACCUUUUCAGAAGUGAAAUGAUCUUAAAGCUUUGGUUUCUUGGCCAGAAGUUCUACAGACCAAGUAUCUAAGUGUGUGGACGUGGUCACACACUCAGGGAAAGGAGAGGGUGUGUAUGAGACGUAAUGUACUUCUGCUAAUGCAUUGCAAGUAUUGUUUCACAGUAUUUUACCGUUCAAGUAUUACCUAUUUUUUUUUGUCAUUUUUUUGUCAUUUUUUGGUCACUUUAUCAUAAUAUGAUAGUAGGUGAAGGAAACCAGCUUAUAUGGUCCAUCUCAGCUGUCUCCAACCUGGAGAGUUACUGCAGCCUUUUGCUCAAACCUAGCACAGCUGUUUCACAUAAUCAACCGUUGACAGUUUUCAAUAUGGACAACAAUUAGCCGAAUCAAGUGUGUUAGUGUGUAUUUAGUUUGAGCUCCCUAAUUCAUUUCAAACCAUUAGCUAGAUACCCCAUGUUCUAGUUUCACAACAAUGGAUCCCUUUUUUAACAUGGCGUCAGUCACACUCCUACAGAUGUAGGGUCUUAAUUUGAGCCAGAGAAAAUAAUCCUGCAGCAACAGGAAAUGUGAAUUAUUAUGUGGAUUAUAAUUAAUGGACAUUUUUGUAGGUGUUUCCAAGUGGAAAUUACAAACUUCAGAAGCCUUUUUAAACCUCAAAUACACUACACAUUUAAAAUGUCCUGCAUUGCAGGAAAGUUCUCCAACAACAGGGUGAUCAAAUUAAGAUCCUAUAUUACAAUACAUGUGUACUUAGUUAAGUACAUCCAGCACAGUAUUGAGUUGUUCAGAGGCUGAAUUAAUAAAAGUUACCUUCAAGCCCCA
Salmo salar (Atlantic salmon) is the source of this 8459-nucleotide messenger RNA. The record is from RefSeq and is a predicted model, not a curated record. Lineage: Eukaryota; Metazoa; Chordata; Actinopteri; Salmoniformes; Salmonidae.